AAAUCGGAUGAACCGCUAAACAUAUUCAAUGUGGAAACGGUUAUCAAAAAACAUGAACAAUGGCUUAAACUGAUGCCCAGAGUCAGGCCCUACUAUGCCGUCAAAUGUAAUCCAUACAAACCGUUGCUUAGGCUAUUGUAUGCCAUGGGCUGUGGCUUUGACUGUGCCAGUCAGCAUGAAAUCGAAACCGUACUGUCCAUUGGUACCGAUCCGGACUCAAUAGUCUACGCCAAUCCAAAUAAAACCGACCAAUCGUUAGUCUACUCCCGGAAAAUGGAUAUAAAAUACAUGGCUGUCGAUGGCCAGGAGGAACUUCUGAAAAUCAAUCGCCUAUAUCCCGGUGCUCGACCAUUGUUUCGUCUGAAAGUAGACGAUACCGGUUCCCACUAUAGACUGGGCGAAAAAUUUGGUGCCACUCUAACCGAGUGUCGACAAAUGUUUCGGCUAUGCAGUCAACUGGCCAUACGGCCAGCCGGUGUAGCCUUUCAUGUGGGCGUCUACUGUCAGUCGGCUGAGUCGUAUUUCAUGGCCAUCGAAAUGGCCCGUCAAGUGUUUGAUAUGGCCGCCGAAAUGGGUUUCGCCGGGGAUAUACAUGUAUUGGAUUUGGGCGGCGGUUUUCCCGGUACCGAUCGUUUCUAUUUUGAUCGGUUAGCCACAGAGGUUAGCUCAUUCUCGACAGUAGCCCAGGCUAUUAAUCAGGCAUUGGACAGACAUUUUCCUAAUAGCACUGGUAGUAGCACUGGUACUGAUAUACGUAUAAUUGCCGAACCGGGUACCUACUAUGCCGCGGCUGCCUUUCAACUGCUAACACGUAUUAUAGCCAAACGUAUGGUCUAUACGGAUCAGGAUAUCAAUCAUAAUCAUAGCCAACCUCCCCAUGCAAUGUACUAUCUAAAUGAUGGUGUAUUCGGUUCGUUCAAUAUGUCGGCUAUGAUGGACGCCAAACGUCCGCCACCCAUACCGGUGCUGCCUAAUGGUAAAGGUGCUCGACAACGACAAUCCUAUAGGAGUACACUAUGGGGACCUAGCCUGACCAGUUUGGAUUGUAUUGUCCGGGAUAUACAGAUGCCCGAACUAGAUAUAGGUGAUCAUCUACUGUUUGAAGAUAUGGGCGCCUAUACGUCAACCUAUUCCCCGUACGGUUUCAAUGGUAUGCCCAAUGCCCAACAUUGUAUACAUUUGUCCGGCUAUGUUCAGGAUAAAUAUAGGAAAAUUUUUUGA
Messenger RNA from Oppia nitens, 1221 nucleotides. Its product is annotated as antizyme inhibitor 2-like. The transcript is spliced from 2 exons. The record is from RefSeq and is a predicted model, not a curated record. The annotation marks the transcript as partial. Gene Ontology annotation, cellular component: cytoplasm. Gene Ontology annotation, molecular function: ornithine decarboxylase activity. NCBI's taxonomy places the organism in Eukaryota, Metazoa, Arthropoda, Arachnida, Sarcoptiformes, Oppiidae.